Molecule: messenger RNA, 2883 nt
Organism: Sugiyamaella lignohabitans
Lineage: Eukaryota; Fungi; Ascomycota; Dipodascomycetes; Dipodascales; Trichomonascaceae
Exons: 1
Coding region: 1-2883 (960 amino acids)
Biological process (GO): regulation of transcription by RNA polymerase II; DNA-templated transcription
Cellular component (GO): chromatin
Molecular function (GO): RNA polymerase II cis-regulatory region sequence-specific DNA binding; zinc ion binding; DNA-binding transcription factor activity, RNA polymerase II-specific
Source: RefSeq, a predicted model, not a curated record
AUGAUUAUUCUAACACUUUUAGACCAACCCAAAAAAAUAUAUAAAUGUGAUUGGGAAGACUGUUCACGAACAUUUGUACGUGAAGACUUAUGGUCUCGACAUGUUGCCAGACAUUUGAAUCCUAGACAAGAGUCUCGAAUGAAGAGACUCAGAUUACGCUAUAAUCAAAUGAAGCAAGAUAUGGAAGCUGAUGGUAUCAAAAUGGGCGAAUUAAACCAGUUGACUGAUGAUUCAGAUGAUCAGGAUACGGAGGGUAUGAGCCAAGAUCCCCAGCAACCGCCUCAUUCAGAGUCACUUCCUGUUCUUAACAAUACCGCAAAUCCUGCUAUUCCAUUAACUAAAAUGACAAACCCUUUUGAGCCUUUUAGGCCCAUAAAUGGUCCAACUGGUAUUGCCACUGCAUUGUAUUCCAACGAACGAAGUACUACAAGACCAGAAAUGGCUCCUCCACAACAGAUGUAUCCCUAUUCUUAUCCUCCAGAACAACCACCUAGUCCUCCUAUCCAAACUGAGAGACCCAUAAAGCAACAGCUAUCGCAACCUAUAGAGGAUCCUCCCAUGUCACAAAUUAUAAUACAGGAUAGAAUCAUGCCAAUUGCUGGCAACACACCUACUAGUAGUGGAACUGCUCUUACCAUUACUACUACUUCCGUUGCCCAAACCGCGGCCAUGACCAAUCAAAAUCCCGACCCCAUGUUAACAGGGUCAGUUGAGAGCAACGAAGUUGUUUCAGAUUUACUACCUCUAAACUCGUCAGACUUGAUUUCCUGGCUCUUUUCCGAUGAGCUGUUGUCAAAUGUAAAAGACCCACUACUAUCUCCCUCAUACUUUCAUUCGCCUGUCUCUCUACAAAACUUGUUAACACCACCAGAGCACCAAGAAUCAGUUUCAAUGAGUGAGGACAAACGACAAGAACUUUUAGCGAUAUUGCCUAUUGCUACCUCGUUCAAGUAUAGCGGUUUGGUUUACUUACAGAGAUAUAUUGGCAAGUUCUGGACAUAUUUUCACCCUCAAUAUCCACUUCUUCACAAGCCAAGCUUCACUGCUGAUAUGUGUCCUUCUGGAUUACUCUGGGCUAUAAUUUUACUAGGUGCCUCGUAUGAUCAAGCAGGUGAGUUUGCUGCCUCAAUAUCAGAGCCACUUCGUUUGUAUAUUCUUCAGUCGCCCGAUUUCCAUCCACCAGCAAAGCUCUGGGUUAUUCAAACAUUGGUACUGCUAGAAGUCUUUGAAAAGACUAUGUCGACACGUAAGAUUCAUGAACGAGGACACAUAUAUCAUGGCAUCACAUUACAGCUGAUUCGAAGAGGCUCGGUAUUGAUGGGUUUAGAACUUCAACGCCAAUAUGAUCCUUGGCAACGAUGGAUCGAGAGUGAGUCGAAUAAUAGAGCAGCUUUGAUGGCAUUUAUCUUAGAUGUGUUUGAUGCUACUCUCUUUGGACACUCCAUGGUUCUUUCACUCCAUGAAAUCCAACUGAGCCUUCCAUGUUCAGAGUCUGUCUGGUCUCAAUUCCCUAGUAAAAAGGCUAUUCCUCCAAGAUCCAACAUGCCAUUUUUAGAAGCUCUUAAGAGAACGCUAAACAAACAACCAGUGGUGACCGGCUCUUUUGGUCGUCGGGUACUUCUCGGUGGACUACUUUGCAUAUCACAACAGAUGUUACAGCGUGAUUUGCAGAUUGCCAGUAUAGGAUGGAAGACUUUCAAAGAGACAUGGCGAGGUAUUCUAGGACCAACUUAUGACUUUUGGAAACAAGAUUAUGAUACUUUCCUGGAGCAGCAAAAAGGCGAACCUGUACAAGAAAUAGAAGAAGCUCCCGACGCUGUCAAAGCCCAUCAUGACGAUGAAGAAUCUCGAAGUGUUAUCAGCACUACCAUGAGUAAUGCGAGUACCAGUACCUCGUUGGAAGUUAAUGGAUGUACUGCUCCAUUCUAUCAUCUUGCCUAUCUAACUUUAAGAAUCCCCAUCCGGUCGAUUCUAGUGUACUCAGGUUUCCCUAAUGUUAUCAGUUCACCUGUGAGGUCCGGAGAUCGUGAGAAUAGUGUUCGCGCUUUGAAAGACUGGGCAUUUGGUAAUAUUGAUGGCAAGGUGUACGGAAAUCAUGGAGGAAAAAUCGCUUAUUGGCACGCAAUCGAGUUUCUUAGAGAGAUGUAUCUCACAACCUAUGAUGAGCUAAUUAUUAUGAAAGAGAAGGGAAUAUAUCGUGGAAGUACCAACGAAGAAGACUUCAACAACGGGAACAUUGUAGAUAUAGAGCUUUUUGGUUGUUGCUGUCCAUUCUUGUUGAACCCGGUAAGCAACUUUAGCCGAGAUCAUGACCAAACUGCUGAUAACACACAUCGCAAAUCAGCAUCCUCUCCUGUUAGAAGAUAUCUUCGUCGUAAUUAUUUCGCAAGAGACGAUCCCAUUGACAAAAGGCCAUAUGCUGUUUAUAUUUGUGCUCUUGCCGUGUGGGCUUUUGGUCAUUGUCAACAUGGCGUGGAAUCAAACGCUCUCAAAAAUACAUUGGUUGACCUGGGAGUUUCAGUACGUGAUGUUGGGGCUGAGACCACACCAAACUCGCCAUCGGUACAAAAGGUACCACAUGUGGGAGGAAAUACUUCUGAAAAAGUUGCUGACAAUAUACUCGAAAGCAUGAACCAUAUUGAAAGCAAAGAAGAUGGAUACGACUUUCUUUACCGAAUAACCUCUAAUAAGCCAGCUGAUCUCAGUGAAGUACAAAACAAGCAGAAUACAGUUGGUCUGCUGCGUAUGGUUGUUGACUCGCUAAAGGACGUUCAGGGUGAGCUAGUUCGUGAGGGUCGACGUCUGCUAAUCAACUGUAUCGAGCGGUCUCUUGGUCGAGAGAAAGUUGUCUGUGAAUACAUGUUUGACCAUCAAAUAAAGUAG